This is a messenger RNA of Nerophis ophidion (straightnose pipefish), 524 nucleotides long. RefSeq names its product small integral membrane protein 36-like. The transcript has a single exon. The coding region runs from base 221 to 523 and encodes 100 amino acids. The record is from RefSeq and is a predicted model, not a curated record. Lineage: Eukaryota; Metazoa; Chordata; Actinopteri; Syngnathiformes; Syngnathidae.
CGGAUAGAAAAUGGAGGAUGUGCGUAGAAGUGCGAGCAGAUGAUAUAAGAGACAAUCCGCCACAAAGUCCAGGAUUAAAUUAUCAAAGCGCACCAUUGAUCGCAGAAACGGGCGGUUUGGAGGAGCGGCGGCGAUUAAAGUCUUUGCCGAGCGGGACCCAGGACAUGGACGCGGGAGGACAGGCCGGCACCGUGCGCCGGUAGCGCGGGCCCACAGGAGGAUGGGCUUCCUGGAAAACUACCAGGAGAUCGACCCGGUCACGCUCAACCUCUGCAUCCUGAUCGCCAGCUACGUCAUCCUGCUGCUGGUCUUUCUCAUCUCCUGCAUCAUGUACGACUGCCGCGGCAAGGACCCCACCAAGGAGUACGCCCCGGACCCCCCGCCCACCCAGUCGCCCAUCCGGCUGGUGGUCAUGCAGAGCUCCCCGGCCCCUGUCGGGCGCUGGGACGCGGCCGGCAUGAUCACCACCUACCACGAGCCCCCGCACGGCGACUUCCGGGAGAAGAAGAGCACCAUGGUCUGAG